This is a messenger RNA of Fusarium sp. VM40, 996 nucleotides long. Lineage: Eukaryota; Fungi; Ascomycota; Sordariomycetes; Hypocreales; Nectriaceae. The record is from the annotation of a GenBank genome assembly.
AUGUCCUACAUGAAAGCAGCUGUGGUUCACGCCCCCGGCAGUCCAGAAGUGCUCCAACUCCAAGAAAUCCCAAUUCCCGUACCGCAGGAUGGCCAGGCACUCAUUCGUAUCCGGGCUUUUGGUUUGAACCGAUCCGAACUUUUUACCCGUCAGGGUCACUCUAUCAGCGUCCAAUUCCCCCGCGUUUUAGGCAUUGAAGCCGUCGGGACGGUAGUGUCAUCGCCAGGUAGAGAGUCCCUGGAAGGCGAAACUGUCGCAACCGCCAUGGGAGGUCUUGGCAGGGCUUUCGAUGGUGGAUACGCGCAAUACACCUGCGUGCCAGUGGGCAGUGUUCAGGUUAUCGGCCCUGAUGUCGCUGACGGGCUCGAUUGGGCCACGCUCGGCGCAAUGCCAGAGAUGUUACAAACCGCGUGGGGCUCACUGUUCAAGGCGCUAAGGCUAAGCUCAGGCGACAAACUGCUGAUUCGCGGCGGCACAACUAGUGUCGGCCUCGCUGCCGCUUCUCUCGCCGCCGGUUACGGAGCAACAGUUGUAGCAAUAACUCGAAGAACCAGCACAGCCGUUGCUGACCUUUUAACACAAUUUGGCGCAGAGCAGGUUGUGGUGGAUACUGGAAACAUUUUAGGCGAUGUGUUGGAGAUCUGGCCCGAGGGCGCCGACAAGGUAUUGGAGCUAGUUGGCACCAAGACCCUAGAUGACUCUUUAGCUUGCGCAAAGACAGGAGGCACUGUCUGCAUGUCUGGGAUAGUAGGUAAUGAGUGGACAUUAAGCGACUGGAACCUAAUGGAGUCAAUCCCCCUGGGCGUAUGCCUUACCUCCUAUAGUGGAGGACAAGCUGAAUUUUUGGAAACGCCGUUGAGCGAUUUGGCACAGCAGGUUAAAAGUGGGAAGCUCAAGUUGCCGAUCAGCAAGACUUUUGAUUUAGAUAAUAUCGUUGAGGCACAUAGAUUCAUGGAGGGCAAUCAAGCUUUGGGUAAGAUCGUGGUUCUGGUUUAG